Messenger RNA from Solenopsis invicta (red fire ant), 798 nucleotides. RefSeq lists its product as uncharacterized. The record is from RefSeq and is a predicted model, not a curated record. The transcript has a single exon. Bases 1 to 798 code for a protein of 265 amino acids. Lineage: Eukaryota; Metazoa; Arthropoda; Insecta; Hymenoptera; Formicidae.
AUGCCUUUGGAUCUUAUCGAUGUUAUAGAGUGCCAAGCGAGGUUACAAAAACUGGCCGAUUUGUGGAAGGAAUUUGACGAUGUUCAGGGCCGUGAGGAUAUCGGUCUGGCUGAGGAUGAUGAACCGAGCGAGGAACAGGCACGAGAAAGAGAGGCAUUUGAGACAACAUACUAUCGUGCAGUGGCUGAAUUGAAGAGGCGAAUUGAUCCAAGGCAGGAACGACACAUUGAUAACGGGAUGCACGCGAGAGCGAAUCAGGAAAUCGUAAGCGAGACACGAGUUGGGAAAAUGAAGCUGCCUACCCUGGAACUGCCGAAAUUUGAUGGAGCUCAGGCGCAGUGGCUAUUAUUUCGAGAUACAUUUCAAACGUUAAUUGAUAGUAAUACAUCAUUAGAAAAAAUACAAAAAUUUCAUUAUCUAAAGUCAUGUUUGCAAGGUAGCGCGGCUGAAGUCGUGCAAUCAUUAGAUGUAUCAACCGAUAAUUAUUCAAUCGCAUGGGUUCUAUUAAGAGAGCGAUUUGAAAAUAAGAAGUUGUUAAUACAUCAGCAUAUUCAUACGCUGUUGGGCAUGGGUUCCAUCAUUAAAGAAUCGCCGGCACAAUUGCGUAGAUUAGUGGACGAAACAAAGAAGCAUUUCCGAGUAUUAAAAUCGUUAGGCGAACCGGUCGAUGACUGGAAUAGCAUCAUCAUUUAUACAGUCAUGUCGCACGUGGAUGUUCAAACCAAACGAAAAUGGGAAUCAGAGACAGUCGAAAAUGAAACACCCACGUUACAAGAACUUUUAGAUUUUUUGUCAUGA